Tauraco erythrolophus (red-crested turaco) is the source of this 2980-nucleotide messenger RNA. NCBI's taxonomy places the organism in Eukaryota, Metazoa, Chordata, Aves, Musophagiformes, Musophagidae. The record is from RefSeq and is a predicted model, not a curated record.
UCUGUUUAACAACGAUCGUUACCUAAAAUCAUGGCAGCUGCCAGUCGUGAGGUGCACCAUCCUGUAGAUCCUGGAAUCUCAAAGCUGCAGUUUGCUCCCUUCAGUAGUGCCUUGGAUGCAGGAUUCUGGCACGAACUAACCCAGAAGAAACUCAACGAGUACCGAUUGGACGAGACCCCCAAAAUUAUCAAAGGGUAUUACUACAAUGGUGAUCCUUUGGGUUUGCCAGCUCGCUUGACAUUGGAGUUUAGUGCCUUUGAUAUGAAUGCUUCCAUACCAGCACGUUGCUGUCCUGCUUUCGGAAAAUUGUAUAAUACCAACACUUUUGAGACUUUUAAAUCCUGCGAUAAGAAAUCACUUCUGGAAAAAGAAGCAAAUGAGAUAUGGGAAUCAAUAAAAUCUGGAGCUGCUCUUGAAAACCCUAUGCUUUUGAACAGGUUCCUGCUGCUGACAUUCGCAGAUUUAAAAAAAUAUCACUUCUAUUACUGGUUUUGCUACCCGGCUCUCUGCUUCCCUGAUGGAAUACAUGUAAUUCAGAAACCAGUGUGUCUCGGUGACAGAUUCUCAUUAAAUCAGAUUCAAGCACUUCAGAAAGCAUAUGAUGAGCUUUGCCAGAAGGAGGGGGUUACAGCCUUGCCUUAUUUUUUAAUCAAGUAUCAUGACAAUACUGUCAUGAUAUCUCUGCUGAAAAAGUGGGAUGGUUUCUUCCAGGACCAAGGGGCAAAGGUGACAGUUGGAGUUUAUGAUCCAUGUAAUUUAUCUCACUAUCCCGGAUGGCCACUGAGAAACUUCUUGAUCCUGGCAGCCUACAAAUGGGGCAGCGUUCUCCAGUCAGUUGAAGUGCUCUGCUUCAGAGAUAGGACCAUGCAAGGAGUGAGAGACAUAACACACAGCAUUAUCUUUGAAAUAAAACUUCCAGAGAGAGUCCUUGGCUCAGAUUGUCCAAAAGCUGUUGGAUGGGAGAAAAACCAAAAGGGAGGCAUGGGCCCAAGGAUGGUGAAUCUCAGUGAAUGCAUGGAUCCAAAAAGGUUAGCAGAAUCAUCAGUGGAUCUUAAUUUGAAAUUGAUGUGCUGGCGGUUGGUGCCUACUCUUGAUUUGGAUAAAAUUGUGUCUGCCAAGUGUCUGCUGCUAGGAGCUGGUACACUGGGUUGUAGUGUUGCAAGGACCUUAAUGGGUUGGGGAGUGAGGAAGAUUACAUUUGUGGACAAUGCAAAGAUCUCCUACUCUAACCCAGUACGACAGCCGCUGUAUGAGUUUGAAGACUGUCUUAGUGGUGGAAAGCCUAAAGCACUUGCAGCUGCAGACAGGCUGCAGAAAAUCUUCCCAGGAGUGAGUUCAGAAGGCUAUAACAUGAGCAUCCCUAUGCCAGGCCACCCAGUGAAUUUUUCUGAAGUAACAAUGGCACAGGCUCGGAAGGAUGUGGCUAAACUUGAAGAUCUUAUUGAUGCUCAUGAUGUUGUUUUCCUGCUAAUGGACACUAGAGAGAGUCGAUGGCUUCCUGCUGUCAUUGCAGCCAGCAAGAGGAAGUUGGUCAUCAAUGCUGCAUUGGGAUUUGACACAUUUGUUGUUAUGAGACAUGGACUGAAGAAGCCAAAACAGCAAGAAUCUGGUGAUUCAUGUUUCAACAAUGCCUCUGGUGGUUCUGAUCUUUUGGGAUCAUCACUCUUUUCAAAUAUCCCUGGCUAUAAACUGGGUUGCUACUUCUGCAAUGAUGUUGUGGCACCAGGGGAUUCCACCAGGGAUCGGACGUUGGAUCAACAAUGUACGGUCAGUCGACCUGGAUUAGCCAUGAUAGCUGGAGCGCUUGCAGUGGAAUUAAUGGUUUCUGUCUUACAGCAUCCAGAAGGUGGUUAUGCUGUGGCCAGCAGUAGUGAUGAUAGAAUGAAUGAACCACCUACUUCUCUUGGACUUGUUCCUCAUCAGAUCCGUGGAUUUUUAUCAAGAUUUGAUAAUGUUCUUCCAGUCAGCCUGGCAUUUGAUAAGUGCACAGCCUGUUCAGCCAAAGUCCUUGACCAGUAUGAACGAGAAGGGUUCAAUUUCCUAGCUAAAGUUUUUAAUUCUUCACAUUCCUUCUUAGAAGACUUGACAGGUCUAACUUUAUUACACCAGGAGACACAAGCUGCAGAGAUCUGGGACAUGAGUGAUGACGAAACAGUCUGAAAAUCAGCUGAAUAAGGUGGAAGAUGACCUACUUUGGACUGCAGCGCUGCCUUUUAUCUGUUAUUUGACAAGUUAAUGAUUGCUUACCCGUUCUGACUGCUACAAAUACAAACAAAUAUCAUUGACAUUUUGACAUUAGUAUCUUCACCUUAAAAGCAGUCUGUUAUGGAUAUAACUCUCUACAUUUUCAUUUUUAUUAUGUAAAUAACUAAAGCAAUGUGGUUACGUUUAAACCUUGUCUUUUUUUUUUUUCUUGGUUUCUAAAUACAGCUUACAUAUAAAAUAUGCUGCUUAAGUAAACUUUAGUGGUUUAUUUGUCCCAGUUUUUAUUUCACUUGCCCAUGGACGUGUCCAAGCAGCAUGUCUAAAUGUCUUUCUUCAUCUUUCCCAGAUUUGUGCCCCUUUAGUUGGAUUUUACUGUUAAAAUUGAGAAUAUUCUGCUCUUGGGAGUUAAACUGCAUCUUUAAAGGAGAGCAGGAGUAGGUAAGAACCUACACCUACUGCCUACACCACAUUGCUUGCUGUUUCAAAGUCCAUAUUUAUAGUACAAUUGAUUGUUCUUGCCUGUGUCAAUGGAGGUGUUAUUCUCUGUAAAGAUCUCGUAACUUCAUGCUAUGGAAAAAAUGUGGUUUGAAUUAUUUUUGCACAGGAAAGACCAAAACACAUUGGUAUCAUGAUUAGGCACCCCCGAAGUUUAGAGAAGGCUCUGAUAUAUAGUAAAAAUUGCUUGGGGAGGGGUGGGGUGGGGUGGAUCAUUGACUCAGUCAAAACUUGUAGAGAAAUGCUUAACUGAAAUAAGAAAUUGGUUCUCUGACUUUGC